Molecule: messenger RNA, 3427 nt
Organism: Vombatus ursinus (common wombat)
Lineage: Eukaryota; Metazoa; Chordata; Mammalia; Diprotodontia; Vombatidae
Gene: SLC5A1
Product: solute carrier family 5 member 1
Exons: 15
Coding region: 261-2258 (665 amino acids)
Biological process (GO): sodium ion transport; transmembrane transport
Cellular component (GO): plasma membrane
Molecular function (GO): D-glucose:sodium symporter activity
Source: RefSeq, a predicted model, not a curated record
UCCUCUCAGAUCCACCCCAGUAUCUGUGCCCAAGGGAGUCUGCCCAGGAAGGACCUGCUCCCCACCCCCAAGAUCCAGAGGGGGCCUCCCUCUCCCACCUCUCCAGCCACUCCCCUGUCCUGCCCUCCACUGCCUCCUUUGCCCUCCCCUCCCCGGGCCGGGGCUGAUCAUUAACCCGGACACAGGCGCUAUAAGAAGGAAGGCAGCGGGCCGGGACGGCACAGAACGGUCUGUCUGUCAGUCCGGACGAGUCUGCCACCAUGGACGCCACCGUGAGCCCCAGCAUCUCUCCCGGGACCUCCGAGCCUCCCCUGUCAUCGGAUCGCAUCAAGAAUGCUGCGGACAUCUCAGUCAUUGUCAUCUACUUCGUGGUGGUCAUGGCUGUGGGGCUGUGGGCCAUGCUGUCAACCAAUCGUGGGACUGUUGGAGGCUUCUUCCUGGCAGGCCGGAGUAUGGUGUGGUGGCCGAUCGGUGCCUCUCUCUUUGCCAGUAACAUUGGCAGUGGCCACUUUGUGGGGUUGGCCGGGACUGGAGCAGCAGCAGGCAUCGCCACAGGAGGCUUUGAAUGGAAUGCCCUGGUGCUUGUGGUUGUCCUGGGCUGGGUGUUUGUGCCAAUCUACAUUAAGGCUGGGGUGGUGACAAUGCCAGAAUACCUGAGGAAGCGAUUUGGUGGGACACGCAUACAGAUCUAUCUGUCUCUCCUUUCUUUGUUGCUUUACAUUUUUACCAAGAUCUCGGCUGAUAUUUUCUCAGGAGCCAUUUUCAUUAAGUUGGCCUUGGGGCUCGACCUGUACCUGGCCAUCAUUAUCCUUCUGGCCAUCACAGGCCUUUAUACCAUCACAGGGGGCCUGGCAGCUGUGAUCUAUACAGACACCUUACAGACUGCGAUCAUGCUGGUGGGGUCCUUCAUCCUGAUGGGGUUUGCCUUUAAUGAAGUCGGGGGCUAUGAUGCCUUCAUGGAGAAGUACAUGAAAGCCAUUCCAAGCAUAAUCUCUGAUGGGAACAUCACUGCUGACCCCAAAUGCUACACUCCGAGGGCAGAUUCCUUUCAUCUGUUUCGUGAUCCCAUAACUGGGGACCUCCCCUGGCCAGGUCUUAUCUUUGGCCUUGCCAUCCUUGCCCUAUGGUAUUGGUGCACUGAUCAGGUCAUUGUGCAGAGGUGCCUCUCAGCUAAGAACAUGUCCCAUGUGAAGGCCGGCUGCAUAACAUGUGGUUAUCUGAAGCUGCUGCCCAUGUUUCUUAUGGUGAUGCCUGGCAUGAUCAGUCGGAUACUCUACACAGAUAAGGUGGCCUGUGUCCUUCCCUCAGAGUGUGAACGCCAGUGUGGGACCAAAGUAGGCUGUUCCAACAUUGCCUUUCCAACCCUGGUGGUGGAACUCAUGCCGAAUGGUCUUCGUGGAUUGAUGUUGUCUGUCAUGCUGGCCUCCCUCAUGAGUUCCCUCACCUCCAUCUUCAAUAGUGCCAGCACUCUGUUCACCAUGGACAUCUACACCAAAAUCCGGAAGAAGGCAUCUGAGAAGGAGCUUAUGAUAGCCGGAAGGUUGUUCAUCCUGGUGUUAAUUGGUGUCAGCAUUGCCUGGGUCCCUAUUGUGCAGUCGGCUCAGAGUGGGCAGCUCUUUGACUAUAUCCAGUCCAUCACCAGUUACCUGGGGCCACCGAUCGGUGCAGUUUUCCUGCUUGCCAUUUUCUGCAAGAGAGUCAAUGAGCCGGGUGCCUUUUGGGGGUUGAUUGUGGGACUCCUGGUUGGACUGGCUCGAAUGAUUACAGAGUUUGCCUAUGGAACGGGCAGCUGUAUGGAACCCAGCAACUGUCCCACGAUAAUCUGUGGUGUUCAUUACCUCUACUUUGCCAUUAUCCUGUUUGUACUAUCUGUCAUCAUCAUUUUAACCGUCUCUCUCUUGACUAAGCCCAUUCCAGAUGUGCAUCUUUACCGCCUAUGUUGGAGUUUGAGGAACAGCAAGGAAGAGCGUAUUGAUCUGGAUGCAGGUGAUGAGAAGGAAGUCCCAGAAUAUCCUGAAGACAAGUUGGAAAUAGACACAGAAGUCUCUCAAGAGAAUAAGAGCUGCUUCAGGAAGACCUAUGACAUGUUCUGUGGGCUGGAUGAGCAGAAGGGGCCCAAGCUGACCAAAGAGGAGGAGGCCGCCCUCAAGAUGAAGAUGACAGACACAUCAGAGAAACCCUUGUGGAGAACCGUUGUCAACAUCAAUGGCAUCAUCCUCCUGGCUGUGGCUGUCUUCUGCCAUGCUUACUUUGCAUAGAUUCAGCUGGCCCUCUGCUGCAAACCAGGUUCCUGAAGGCCAGCCUCUCAUCCUUUCUCCACCACUGGAUUCCAUGCUUCAUUGUGAUGGGACAGGGGGAAAGGGGAACACAGUUGUAAAUUAUGACUAUGAAUAUGAGUGUACAUAUGUGUAAUUAGAGCCUAUACAAAUGAAAAUAAUUUUCUCAUUGUUAAAUUAUGUUUGAAGCAAAGUGAAGAAAGGUGUAUAUAAUAAAGCCCCCUAAAGCAAGGGGGAAAGGCCACAUUAGCUUUCCUGGGGAUUCAAUCCAAUUCACUUUAUUGGAACCAACACUUAUCAAGCAUCUACCUUUGUGCUAGGUAUGGGGAAGAUGGAGAUCAAGAUGAAGCACUCUCUGAGGAUGUGCAGACCUAGAGACUAUGGUUCCCAUGAGAUCAGCUGCAUUUUGGCUUCAUGUAGUUUCAUUGUGAAAACUCUGAUUUGGAAGAAUGAAGUCACUAGCAUUGUGGUGGUCAUUCUGGCUGUUGAUUCCUUUCCUCCGGAGAUACACUCAUGGCAUCCUAUCCUUUAACUUAGGCCCUAGGAAUCAGAGAAAGCAUGUGUGAUAACUGUCAGAAGAGCUGGGAUAGUUAGUGAUCCUGAGACUCAGAAUCCAGAGGCAUAGGAGUUCUGCUUCUACUGACUUUCUGGGCAAGUCAGCAAGCAAGUUCCUUCCCCUCUCUGAGCCUCAGUUUCUCCAUCUGUAAAAUGAGGGUAUUGGACUGGUUAUUUUCCAAGGACAGACCUAACAGUUAGAGUUAUCCCAACAGGGAAUGGGUUACCUAGGGAACUGAUGAGUUGCUCCUCCUUGGAGAUAUUCAAGCAAGGGGGAGACAGCCACUCAUUGGUUGUAUUAUUAUGGAGAUCCCCUUCCCAUGUGGAUUGAAUUAGGUGGCCAUCGAGGCCUCUUCCACCUCUCAAAUUCUCUGAUUCUUUGACCGGAUGGUCUCUGAAGGUUCCUUCCAUUUCUAAUCCAAGAGACAGUCUGGUACAAAGGAAAGAGCAUGACUUAGAUUCCACCUCUGGCCCUGCCUGGCUAUGUGACCCCCCCUUUAUUUGUUUCCUUUUAUUUGUCAUGAAUCCACCUUUUGUACUUGCCACAUGUUCUGGAAGGAUUGUAUAUCUGUUGAAAUAAAAUGUUUUUGACCAUU